Molecule: messenger RNA, 4454 nt
Organism: Syngnathus typhle (broad-nosed pipefish)
Lineage: Eukaryota; Metazoa; Chordata; Actinopteri; Syngnathiformes; Syngnathidae
Gene: iffo2b
Product: intermediate filament family orphan 2b
Exons: 8
Coding region: 335-1828 (497 amino acids)
Source: RefSeq, a predicted model, not a curated record
GAGGGGGUGUGGCCUGGAUGUGUGUGCGAUUGUGUGUACUGUAUAUAUGUUUUUUUUUUUCUACCAGCGUGCAACAUGAUCUUUGCACGCAGCUCAGGAGAGGAGAAGCCGGCUUUUACUCUGCCGUGGUGUCCGCUUCUAAGCGCACGGCAAGCGGCUUAAGGAGGAGAAUGUGGCCGGUAGUUUUGUGACUGAUGACUACAAGCUGGAGGAGCAGGACGGGGAGUAGUCGAGCUUGUCUGCGUCAAAUGUGUCGACCCUCCACUGGAUGGUGAUGAUGAUACCAUCGGUGCCUCUUAUUUGAUUCUUCCCCCCCCCCCCCCCCCCCCUCGACAUGAGCUCGCUAUUCUUCCCUGAUGGUGCACCCGUUCCGGUCGGGCACGCGCCCCCGGCGGGCACUAGCGCCCUGCGGAACGACCUGGGCUCCAACAUCCACGUCCUCAAGACGCUCAACCUGCGCUUCCGCUGCUUCCUGGCUAAGGUCCACGAACUGGAGCGGCGGAACCGGCUGCUGGAGAGCCAGCUGCAGCAAGCCCUGCAGAGGCCGCACUACCGCGGGCUGUACGCCCGUGACGUGACCGUGCAGACAGACGGCGGAACCGAGUCCAGGCUGCCCGGCACCAUCUGGUCCUUCACCCAUGUGCGCAAACAAGGGGAGCGCCUGGAGACGCUGCGCGGGCCCGGUGUGUCGUGGACGCACCCGGACGGGGUGGGCGUGCAGAUAGACACCAUCACACCGGAGCUGAGAGCGCUCUACAACGUGCUGGCUAAAGUGAAGCGGGAGAGGGACGAGUAUAGGAGAAGAUGGGAAGAGGAACUGUACAAACGCGAGAAGCUGGAGUCUUCAGUGGAAUCCCUACACCAGCGCGCCAAAGAGUCAUCCGAAAUUCAGGAUGACCUAAAUGACAAGGUGGAGAGACUAAAGGCAGAACUGGUGGUCUUCAAAAGCCUCAUGAGCGACCAAAUGUCUGACCUGGAUUCCAAGAUUCAGGAGAAAGCACGGCGGGUGGACAUGGACAUCUGCAGACGCAUCGACAUCACGGCCAAGUUGUGUGAUGUGGCGCAGCAGCGCAACUCGGAGGACAUGUCCAAGAUGUUCAGCGCCAGCUCGGCCAGGUCGCUCCCAGAGAAGCAGAGUGCCUCAGUGAGCUGCAAAAGAAAAGAGCGCAAGGCGGUGUCCAACGAGGACGUUUCCGAGAUGGACGCGGAGCCCAGCCCUCUGGAGGAGGACACGCUCAACAUUACGGACGAGAUGAAACGCAUGCUAAACCAGUUCCACUGUUCAGAUAACACCUCUGUUGCCAGGCGAGAGACGUUCGACCUGGACGACGACUGCGACAGUCUGACCUGGGAGGAGAACGAGGAGACGCUGCUGCUGUGGGAGGACUUCGCUAACUACAACGUGCCAUGCGGCAUCAUGACAGCCCCGGCGGCGGCGGUACCGCCCUGUGCCAACGCAUUACCGAGCGACGGGGGCGGCGAAGGCACGGAACCGGACUCCCACGACAAAAGUCUCGGCAGCCUCAUCAAUGAAACAGAGUCGCUUUUUAAGAACCGAGAGAAGGAGUACCAGAAUACCAUCGGGCAGAUUGAGAUGGAACUGGCCACGGCCAAGAGCGACAUGAACCGCCACCUGCACGAGUACAUGGAGAUGUGCAGCAUGAAGCGAGGCCUGGACGUACAGAUGGAGACUUGCCGGCGCAUGAUCAAAGGCGGCAGGAGCUCGCCGUCGUUAAGCUCCGCCGCCAGCAGCGACUCAGGGAACACAGACGACGUCCAAGACGAGAUCUCGGACAAGGACGUCAAUGCCGAAGUCCCCAUCAGUUGAUGACUGCUCGGGGAUGUGGUGGGGUGUGACGACAACCACAACAAGAAAAACAAAUGCUCACUGAGGCCGGCUCAGAAUCUUGGUGCUUUUGUUACUAUUUUGUUCAGUCGGAGGUGAGGGUUGUCAGAGAAAGGGGUGCUCUUUUCCCCUUGGACUAUUUGCUCGGGUUAUAGGUCAUUUUAAAAGUCUACACCCUGUGUAACCACCACUGAGAAGUCGCUGUCUGUUUGUCGGGUUAGUAAGAUUACAACAUAAUGCAACCAAUUCCCGUCACUUUUUGAAAAUCCAACACGGUUGUGCAAAGUCAAUUCCCGUCACAUCUUUGAAAAUCCAGGUCACACCGUCCAUGAUACUGACAUUGUUUUGCACCGUGUACUAAAAGCAAAUAUUUGUGGAAUAAAUAAAAUGACUCACCCUUUGAGGAGGCUUGAGAGUGACCUAAGGGAAAGGGAAAAGGAAAGUGUUAGAGAACGUGUUAAGGUUUUGUGGCGUUUAUGCUUUAAAUGACGCAGCAUGUCGGUUUAGCGGUUAGCACAUCUAACUCACAGUUAAGUCAUCGUCCGUUCAAAUCUCAGCUCAGGGCUCUCCGUGCUGGCAUUAAUUUUCUCCAGUGAGUGUAAUUGCUUGUUUGGAUGUAUCUGCCCCGCGAUUGGUCCAGCCUUUUGCCUAAAUCUGAGAUAGGCUCCAGAUUACCUGGAAUCCUAAUGGGGGAAGCGCAUGGAUGAAAUGGAUGACUAAAGUUAAAAAAUAAAGUAAUACUACUCACCCUUUCAAAAGGCCAAAAGAGAUGGAACAGGUGGGUGUCAAAUGUCAUCUAUUGGCUGACAACAUCAUCUGACCUAAUUAGUCUUCAUCGCUUUAUAGAGACCGGAUACUGUAGAUAUAACUGCAUUAAAAAAAAAGGUGACUCGACCUGAGAUAAUUUGUGACUAGACCUGACCAAGACUAAUAACUGAGGACUUGCUUGAGACUUGAAUCUUAAGACUUAGAGUUAGGAUUACCCUAUUGUGUACCGAUAAAAUCAGAAUACGACCCGGCUACAAAUUACUUCCACUUUUAGACAUUUGGAUUGUUGUUGCCAGAAUGUUUUGCUGUUGAAAAGGGGGAAAAGAGCACAGCCCUUUUUUUUUUCUUUUCUAAAUGCAUCAGUGCACUACAGAAGUUCUAUGCAAUGGGGCUGGACUUGCAUAUAGACGAGCUUCUUUAUUUCUCUCCUAAAACCAAUACAAUUAGCCUUCUAACCAAAGCAGGUGUUUUUUCUACAGCGCAUAACGCUUUAAUUCAGGUUUGUCUGUGUGUCUUUCAGUAGCAUUUUUUCCUCAUUCAAGAGUAAUGCCUUAUAUCCACUAACAGGAAGCACAUUAUUUGCAUCCUAACGUAAAAUGCUCUUCUCUAGCCUUGUGCAGCAUAUAUACAUGAUUCCAAAAGGAAAGAACACCGCCCCCAUUAUACAAAUCCAGAAUAUGAUUAAAACCAAACAGAGCCCUUGAAGCUCUAAAGCAAAAACCAAAGGUACCGUCCUAAAUCGCCUUCAUGUACUUUCUUCUAAAGUUGCUUUUGUGUGUGUGUGUGUGUUUUAAUGCAUUGCAACAUCAAUGUGUGUAUUGUACAUUGCAUUAGCCCAGAGGCCUUUUAGCUAAAACAGUGGACGCUUUAAAGUGGAACACCGGUUUCUUCAUGUUGCUUGACCUCUCGUCCCAACACUCAAGCAUACAGAGUAAAAUUAUUUCUUCUAAAUCAUUUGAAUUCCAAAUUCUACCACCAUUGCGGGGCUUCACUUUAGAGCUUCCACUGUACAUUACAAAUCUAUUUGUUAUUCAGUGCUAACGCUGCUAAUUCCGCGUCAAGAAGAAAAGACGCAUGCGGGCAGAUGUGAUGUUUCCGCAACGCGUUUGUACUCUAAUGUAUAACCUAAAAUAACUACCAAUUAAGCAGAAUGUUAUCAAAAUACCUUUUUUCCAGCAUGUUUGUACUGGAAAAAUAAGAUAGUAUAUUUUGUAGCAUAUUUUCGAAACUUGUGCCGUUUUAAACAAAAAGGCACUGACGCUGAUUACAGAUUUGCUACAUUUUUUUUGUAGUAUUCCUUUACUUUUGCCAUAAUUUGACAAGAUAUAAUAACCAUGGAUUAUGUUAAGACGAGAGUGAGCAUCACUGUACAUCAUAUACGUAUAGUAUAUGUCGAUGUAUGCAUGUACGAAUUAUGUUCUACAUCAGGAGCUUUUUAUUUUACGUUUCAUUAAAAACGAGUCUUUGUAACAAGGCUGUUGAUUUACGCAUUAAAGCUGUGAGUAGCUGUUAAAAAGGUUUAAAAAGCAGGGAUGUGUGCUUGCUUGACUUGCAAGGAUGUGAAUAUUUCGUACUAAAAAUCUUUUUUAUACUACUUUUUAAAAAUGGAUGUGUGUGUGUACCAAUUAGUAUCUCCUUUGAAUGACUUCGACAAUGCAGGUCGUAACAAAAGUUGCAUUCAUGGCCAUGUGAGGGUCCUUUAAUUUUGUUUCCAUCCAUUUGUUCAUUUAUUUCUUCUUUAUCAAAAUAAAUAUUAACAUAGUCGUGUGGGUCUGGGGCAAAAAAUAAUGAAUGUGCUCAAUGUUGGGGUAAGUUGAAUAAACAGUGAGAGGGAAACAUU